Messenger RNA from Morone saxatilis (striped sea-bass), 1409 nucleotides. RefSeq names its product negative elongation factor complex member E (gene nelfe). Gene Ontology annotation, molecular function: RNA binding. The transcript has 11 exons. Gene Ontology annotation, cellular component: NELF complex. Gene Ontology annotation, biological process: negative regulation of transcription elongation by RNA polymerase II. The record is from RefSeq and is a predicted model, not a curated record. NCBI's taxonomy places the organism in Eukaryota, Metazoa, Chordata, Actinopteri, Moronidae. Bases 80 to 1204 code for a protein of 374 amino acids.
UCACAGCAGCUACGUCAUAUUUACGCGUCGGUGUUGUUGUCGAGCUCGGUGUGCGCCGUUUGAAUUGGCUGCUGCCAGUAUGGUGGUGUUUCCAAGUUCACUGACGGAGGAAGAGGAGGCGCUGCAGAAGAAAUAUGCUAAACUCAAGAAAAAGAAAAAGGCACUGCUUGCCCUGAAGAAGCAGAGUUCAACUAACCAGACCAACCAGGGUGGCUUGAAACGGACUUUGUCGGACCAGCCUGUCGUUGACACCGCAACGGCGACAGAGCAAGCGAAGAUGCUGAUCAAGUCGGGCGCCAUCAGUGCCAUCAAAUCGGAGAACAAGAACUCCGGCUUUAAGCGCUCUCGGAUGUUGGAAAUCAAACUCAAGGACCCUGAGAAAGGCCCAGUUCCAGCUUUCUUACCAUUUCAAAGGAGUGUCUCUACAGAUGAAGAACAACCUGAGUCGGGGAAGAGAGCACACAGGAAAUCUCUGUAUGAGAGCUUCGUCAGCUCAAGCGACCGAUACCGGGAUGAGGAAGAAGGCGGCGGCGGUGGCGGCGGCGGUGGCGGCGGCAUGUCAUCCAGCCGUGAAAUGGACAGAGAGCGAGACCGAGAGCGGGACCGGGAGCUGGAUCGAGAGCGGAACAGAGAGAGAGAGAGAGAAAGAGAGAGAGAAGGAGAGCGGGACAGGGACAGAGAAAGAGAAAGAGGCAGAGACAGAGAACGGGACCGAGAGAGAGAGAGAGACCGAAGCAGAGAGAGGGAUCGAGAACGGGACAGGGAACGGGACAGGGACAGGGAAAGAGACAGAGACAGAGACAGAGAUGGACCGUUCAGACGAUCAGAUUCAUACCCGGAGCGGAGAGGGGUGCGAAAGGGGAAUACGGUGUAUGUUUACGGCUCUGGGCUCACCGAGGAAAGCCUGCGCUCUGCUUUCUCUCAACAUGGAAACAUCAUCGACCUCUCCAUGGACAACCCACGCAAUUGUGCAUUUAUCACGUUUGAGAAGAUGGAGUCUGCAGACCAGGCUGUAGCUGAGUUGAAUGCAAGCACGGUGGGAGACGUUCACAUCAAAGUCAGCAUCGCCAGGAAGCAGCCCAUGCUGGAUGCUGCUACUGGAAAAUCUGUGUGGGCUUCACUGGCGGUGCAGAACAGCACUAAAGGCUCCUACAGGGACAAGAGGAACCAAGUCGUGUACAGUGAAGAUUUCUUCACUAAAUAAAAAGUCGUAGUUUUUGUAUUUUGGCAUAUAGCUUUUCAUGUUUUUUUUCUUAAUGACCAGUUAGCUGCUUAAAGUCUCUGUGUUGCAGGAUUAAUACAAAGUCAACUGUUGUCUUUUGGAUUCAGAUCACUGUAGUUCACAUCGAUGGUAUGUGAUCCUGUGUGUGGCAGCUUUGCUCAUGAAACUAGAUACUGUUUUUUUUUUU